UUUCUCCAUUUGGUAACAUAUUUCUUCCUCCAAUAUUUUAUUCACCUACAUACCGUCACCUUUCGUCCUCCGCCUUCUCUCUCUCUGUGGAUAUCCAGGAAAUGGCGAUCAACGAGGGGUCUACGGAGGACAUGAAUACGAAUGGAGAUUCAUUUCAGACGGUGAAGCAGAGGUUAAAGGAUCGAACCAAGAAAGUAGUUCAAACGAAGGAGAUGUUGUCGAAACAGGCCGUACAGACUAAGGAGAUCCUGUCCAAGCAGGCAAUUAAGAUCGCUAAACAAGCCGAAGAGCAUGAAAGAUUUAUCAAUAAGGAUUUUUGCUAUUAUGCCAACACAAUUUUCCUGGUUGACUUUCUUCUAUAUCCAAAGAAUGAAAAACUUUUCAUGGUUUGCUUUUCAUUUGCUGAGGGGCCACUAGCAUGGGCAAUAAUUGUUUGGCGUUGUAGCUUGGUUUUCAGUUCUGCUGAUAAAAUUGUUAGCGUCCUAAUACAUCUUUUACCUGGACUUGUAUUUUUCACUAUUAGAUGGUGGAAUCCAGCAACGUUUGCAGCUAUGCAUCCUGAAGGCACUGCUCGCAGAGUUUCAUGGCCUUAUGUAGAAGACAAAUCAUACCUGUUGCAAUGGCUGUUUCUGGUACCCUUAGUUGCAUACACUCUCUGGCAAGUUCUUUAUUUUCUCAUUGUCAAUGUUCUUCGUCGCCAGAGAUUGUUAAGAGAUCCUGAGGUGAUGACUUCUUAUAGGGAGCUUUCUAAGAAAGCGCAGAAAGCAAACAACAUCUGGUGGCGAUUAAGUGGUUUGCUUGGGGAUCAGAAUCGCCUGUUAAUGUACAUUUUGUUCCAAGGAAUCUUUACUGUUGCAACCAUGGCACUAACCGUCCCCAUUUUCUUGUCAUAUGAAUUGCAUGCUAUUUUCCAAAUACUCAAUGUUUCUGCUGCUGUAUGGAAUGGAGGAAGCUUUCUGCUAGAUGUCAUGCCUAGCAAGUGAUUCUCAAAGAAA
This is a messenger RNA of Carica papaya (papaya), 995 nucleotides long. Its product is annotated as glycerophosphocholine acyltransferase 1. The record is from RefSeq and is a predicted model, not a curated record. Gene Ontology annotation, biological process: phosphatidylcholine biosynthetic process. Lineage: Eukaryota; Viridiplantae; Streptophyta; Magnoliopsida; Brassicales; Caricaceae.